AUGUCUGAAACAGAAAAAGAACUCACUGCCACUCCUUCUACUUCUUCAAAUAAAGGAGAAACCAAAGAAAUUAUUAAAGUGAAUAGGUGGAAUAUUGUAGAAUUGAAAUUUGCGUGCGAUGAUUAUAUUCAAAAGGAUAUUUGGCAUGUCUCGUUGCUUGUUUUUGUGGCUAUUAUGGACAUUGACAUAAUAUUCAUUGGAGAUUCAACAAAUGGUGAUGAUCAACAGCAACAGCACACUUUGAUUAUUCAUACAAAUGCUAAAAGAUAUUCAAAUCUUUAUAGUAUUAUUUUUGAGUUAAAGAACAAAAAUGAAUCACUGUUAUCUUUAUCAUCUACAGAUAAAGGAUCAGAAUAUAAAAUUUCUAAAUCUUAUGGUAGUUGGUUUGAUGUCAAUGGUGUAUUGGAUAUUAAAAGAUUUGAAAAUGAUUUAACUGAAGGAUUGGGUGUUGUAGUUUCUGGAAAUAAUAAACCACACACACAAUAA
This is a messenger RNA of Entrophospora sp. SA101, 486 nucleotides long. NCBI's taxonomy places the organism in Eukaryota, Fungi, Glomeromycota, Glomeromycetes, Entrophosporales, Entrophosporaceae. The record is from the annotation of a GenBank genome assembly.